Molecule: messenger RNA, 2404 nt
Organism: Hordeum vulgare subsp. vulgare (domesticated barley)
Lineage: Eukaryota; Viridiplantae; Streptophyta; Magnoliopsida; Poales; Poaceae
Product: monothiol glutaredoxin-S11-like
Exons: 5
Coding region: 789-1091 (100 amino acids)
Source: RefSeq, a predicted model, not a curated record
UCCAUCCACUUCUGAUCCAACCCACCACACAAUACUGCACCAAACCCCUCUCUUUCUCUCUGAACCUAGAGCUUCGCUCCUCCCUUACCGCCGCCACCACUCCCGUGCAUGAUCCCCAUUCUCCUCCCGCGAGCCCUCUCGAUUCCGAUGACUCCUCUACCGCCGUCACCUGUGCCGCUCGAUUCCGGCGAGUUGACGUAGCUCUCGUCAGUGCGCAGCACACCUUCGGGGUCCGCAACCCUCACCCGUGGUGGACCUCAUUGUCCCGCUGUGGUUUACCUCUCACUUUCUCCCACCUUCCUCGUCCACCGCACCGCACCGCACCUCAUCCCAUCGCCCCUCUUUAAGAAAGCGACCCAACGAUGGCCGCCGCGGAGCAGGGCGGCAGAGCCACCACGACCUAGCAGUAGCAGCAGCACCCGACAGGCAAUGCCCAUCCUCUCCUCGGCGAGGGCGGCGGGCGGCAGGGAUGCGUGAGAUCGCGGCACGGGCGCAUGGGGAAGGAGGCCGGGGACCAGCGCCAGCGCCAGCGCUCGCCCGACGGGGGCGACGGCGGAGGCGGCGCCCAAGGUAGUGGUCACUGCUACAGGGGGAAAGGGGUUGUGCAGCUGCAAUGGGUGGCGGCGCUCGUGCUCGGCACGGCCAUGCUGUUCUCCGCGCUCUUCUGGCUGCUGCCCUUCGCCCCGGGCCGCGCCGGGAAGGGGCGCGCCGACGCGCCGGAUCUCUUGACAGGUGAUAUAGUGGCAAGUUUUAGGCUGUAGAAGAAUGUUUCCGAGCUCAUUGGAAACAUGUCUAAGCUCGCAUUGGACAUCUAUGCGGAAGUCGGCGUCCCUAACUCCAUUGAGGCGGCGAUGGCGAGCGGCGGCGGGGCGGUGAUGGAGGUGGGGUCGACGGUGGAGCUGGACGCGGCGGUAGGCGGCGCGCGGGCCACUGCGGUGCACUUCUGGGCGGCCUCGUGCGACGCCUCCAAGCAGAUGGAUGAGGACUUCGCCCACCUCGCCGUUGACUUCCCCCACGUGCUCUUCCUCAGGCUUCUACGCCAUGGGGAUCCGCGAGGACCUGCUCCGCGGCAUCUACGGCUACGGCUUUGAGAAGCCCUCCGCCAUCCAGCAGCGGGCCGUCAUGCCCAUCAUCUCCGGCCGCGACGUCAUCGCCCAGGCCCAGUCCGGCAUCGGCAAGACUGAGGUUCUUAUGUAAGAAAUGGAAUCCUGUAGGAUCACAAACCUCUGCUUUAUCAUGUAGGGCUUUGUUAGUUAUACACAAGGAAGUUCUAAUUUAGGUCCUACAUCGCAUAAAUGUAUUGUUUGUAUGAUUAAUUUCUGCAAAUUUCUAUGCCAACUAAGAAAGCAUGAUCUCAUUAUCAAUAAGCUAAUUCAAUUAGCAUGCACAUUGUUACUAUACUUUUUCUUGAAAGGAAUAGAUGAUGAUUUUAAAAAUGUAUACCACUGAAUAUUUAUGAAUUUUACAUUUUCUUUGUUGUAAGCUUGAGCUAAAUCAAUUAAGAAUCCACCUAUCUACAUCCCUGCUCUGUUUAUUUCUUUUGGCUAUUAACCAUACUAGUAAUAUCUAUCUACAAGUAUUGAUCAGGGCCUGCUCUGGGUGAUGCUGCUCCCACGCUUGGGCUCUGAAUUAGAGCUCUUUUAUGGUACCCACUCAACCCAUUAGUCAAGUACAGCGACGCUGGUAGAGUUCCAGCGGCCACUACCGAGCCUCCUUCCCAAUUAGGUCCGACAACCAUGAGCCGUUGCGGACGUCAAGGUGAUAUCCAGCGGCGACGCUUGCCGGCACGGGCUCGCCACUUGUAUCCACAAGCUCGCUGAUGCCGUCUCCGUCACUCUCGGUCCCAAAGUGCUAUUGAUAGCUGAGAACAUAAAGGUUUGAUGCAGGGAGGAAUGUUGUUAUUCACCAAGACGAUGUUCCUAAAGUAAUUAACACAAUUAAGCUUGUAAUGUACCCCCGCAAAGUGUUCCUUUAUUUUCCUUAAUCUUUUGAUGGAAUCUAAGUUUGAUCCAGAAAGUUCUGAUUUUUUUGCCAAUAUAUUGGUUGGUGUUGAUGGUACAUGACCUAGCCCUGAUAGAAGAGCACAACUAUUUGGUGUAGAACUCAGGCAGACCAUUAGUUCUUUUCUUUCAGUUGAUCAAUUAGCCGUGACAGGAUCUUAUCUUUCCCAUGGUCUCACGCAUUUACGCUGCCCACUGUCUUUGUACUGUUUCCAGGAGGCCUCUAGAUUCAGGAAUCUCACGCCCACUGUUAAGAGUGGAUCACCGCUGCAUCUUAACAAGGAAUGACUCCUACAUCGUGGCAGGGAUGUGUUUUAGUAAUGUUGUCAACUAAUUGUUGCUAGAAUGUAACACGUACGACUCAUAUCAAGUUUCUAAUGAAUGAAAUCUUUAACUUCUAAGAA